Molecule: messenger RNA, 788 nt
Organism: Drosophila ficusphila
Lineage: Eukaryota; Metazoa; Arthropoda; Insecta; Diptera; Drosophilidae
Product: EF-hand calcium-binding domain-containing protein 1
Exons: 3
Coding region: 99-755 (218 amino acids)
Molecular function (GO): calcium ion binding
Source: RefSeq, a predicted model, not a curated record
ACUCAUUUUCAGCACAUCCCCCACACACAACACACCACCUCAGCACCCACCAAAACUAACAAAAAAAUACUGUUGUAAUUGUUUAAGAAACCACCAAAAUGAACCGCAUCGAUCUCACCCUGGAUGACAUGGCCAACACCAAGUUCCUCACGAUGUACAACAGUCUGAUCAAGAGCUUCACCGCCUCCACGGAUUUCUCCUCCAACGAGGUGGUCAGCCUCCUAAUUGUCUUCUACAAGUACGCCCUCAACAACGGAUCCCGCUCGAUGUCCACCCGCCAGCUGUACAACCUGUUCCUCGUCAGCUUUGGGAUCUUCGACGUUUCCAUCAUCGACCGCAUUUCGAUGAACAUCACGCAGGACGGCCGAUCAGUUUCUCCCGAGGCUUGGAUGCGGCUGUUCUCUGUGUUCUUCACCGGAAAUUUGCAGGAGAGGAUGAAAUUUGCUUUUGAGGUUUACACAAGUGCUGGAACAAUGUCACUAAAUCGUGAGGUAGUCGGCUUGGCCAUUGAAAAAUUCUUCAGCGGCGACGACGACGACGAAGUCAAUGAACUCCGUGCUGAUAUGUGCGAGUUCAUAUUCGUGAAAUUCGACACUGACAAAGAUGGCGUCAUUUCGUUUGAAGAGUAUUCCGAAAUUGUCCAGCAUCAACCCGGUCUGCUUGAGUUUUUGGGAAAGAUAUUUCCCGAUGAUAAAGACCGAUCAUUGGUUGCAUACUGUCAUAAUAUUGAGUCGAUGUUUCCGCCAGAAGACUAACAUUAAAUAAAGUGGUGUUAUUUGUGCGAAAAA